This is a messenger RNA of Phragmites australis (common reed), 603 nucleotides long. Its product is annotated as protein FAR1-RELATED SEQUENCE 5-like. Gene Ontology annotation, biological process: regulation of DNA-templated transcription. NCBI's taxonomy places the organism in Eukaryota, Viridiplantae, Streptophyta, Magnoliopsida, Poales, Poaceae. Bases 1 to 603 code for a protein of 200 amino acids. The record is from RefSeq and is a predicted model, not a curated record. The transcript has 2 exons.
AUGUUUGUCGGAUCAAACCAUCAGCUGCAAAAUGUUAUCUUCGGGAAAGCGCUCAUACAUGAUGAGUCAGCAGAUUCUUUUGGUUGGCUCUUCACAACAUUCACGAACUGCAUGCAUGGAUAUCAACCCCAUGUGUUGCUGACAGAUGAGGAUCCUGCAAUGAAAUUAGCAGUACCGGAGGUUUUCGACAAGACACAACAUAGGUAUUGCAAUUUUCAUGUGCUAAGGACUUCGCAAAAUGACCUCGACACGCUAUACAUUGCGCACAAAGGUCUAAGAGAGAAGGUCGAAGGUCUAUUCAACUUCCCGCUGUCGCCAACAGAAUUUGAACAAGCAUGGACAGAAACAAUGCAGGAGUAUGCCAUAACUGAACACCCAGCAAUCAAAUCAUUGUGGGAGAAGAGGAAGAUGUGGAUUGAAACAUACUUCAAGGGCCUCUACUGCGGAAGAAUGACGUCCACACAAAGAAGCGAAAGCACCAACAGAGUACUAAAGGAUGAAUUUGUGAACAAAACAACAUCGUUGCACAUGUUUACCAAGAAGAUGCUUGAAGCCAUUCAACAUGUCGACCACAUGGAAGCAUGGGAGACCCACUACUCAUAG